AUGGAGCUGCUGCGCCCGCAUUACAACCACCCGCUGCGCCUCGCGACGCGCGAAGCCCGCGCACUCGAGCAAUGGCUGGGCGCGCUCGAGACGGCCAUCUUUGAGGUCGGGCGCACGCCGUCGUCGUCCAUGCAGAGCGCCGGCCGCGACGUCGCGACCCACGCGCUGCCGUCCGAAGCGCGCACGCCCGUUGUCAUCCGCAGCGCCACGAUCCCACCGCCGGCCGCGUCGUUGCAUGCACUUGCACGUGGCGACGAUUCUGUGGAUGCGCUCGAGGCCGACCUCCUCGACGACCGAUUGUCCAGCUGCAACAACAACAACAACAACCACAACGAUCCUCGUCGCAGCGAGCACAAGCUGCGGUCGAGCAGCGCGGCCAAGGACCACGAGCUCGAGUCGUACGACGGCAGCAGCGAUGCCAACGGGACCAACCAAAGCGACAACGACGACGACGACAACAACAACCAUGACGACAACGACGACGAGACCGGCUACACGCCCGAGAUGCAAAGCCCGGAGGCGGUCGAAGACGUCCGGACCAUCACGUCGCCGCCCGCACCGACCGUCAUGCACGACCGCGUCUUCAAGCCCAAAGGCAACGUGGCCCGCGUCGCGCCAGGGCUCACGCGCAACGGGUACUUAAGCCGCGCCAACGUGCACUCGUUCAGCGCCAGCGGCCAGCUCUUCACGCUAGACCUCAAGUACUCGCUUAUCAAGCCCAUUGGCACGGGUGCGUACGGCGCGGUCAUUGCUGCCAAGAACCACAUGGAUGGAUCAAGCGUCGCGAUCAAGAAGAUUGCCAGCAUCUUUGACGACCUCGUCGACGCCAAGCGGAUUCUGCGCGAGACGCGGCUUCUGGGGCACUUUUCGCACAAGAAUAUCACCAAGUUGCUCGACGUCCCGGCGCCGCCGUCCCGCGAUGCGUUUGAAGACAUGUACAUCAUUGCCGAGCUCAUGGAGACCGACUUGCACCAAGUGAUUUACUCGAUGCAGCCCAUGUCGGACGACCACAUCAAGUACUUUUUGUACCAGAUCCUCUGCGCCUUGCACCACAUCCACUCGGCGGGUGUCAUUCAUCGCGACAUGAAGCCGUCCAACAUCCUCCUCAACUCCAACUGCGACCUCAAGAUUUGUGAUUUUGGCUUGGCCCGGGGCGGGUUUCCAGAAAACGCCGAGCUCACCGAGUAUGUGGUCACGCGCUGGUACCGCGCACCCGAGAUCAUGCUCAACUGCCUCAACUACACCGAGUCGGUCGACAUGUGGGCCGUCGGGUGCAUUCUGGCGGAAAUGAUGCAACGCGAGCCGCUCUUUCCAGGCAACGACUACAUCCACCAGCUCAAGCUCAUCAUCAAGUUUAUGGGCACGCCCAAGCAAGAAGAAAUUGAGUUUGUCAAGAACGCCAAGGCGCUCCGCUUCUUGACCAAGCUGCCCAUCUACAAGGCGACCAAGCUCGACGACGCAUUUCCAAGCGCCAACCCCGAGGCGGUCGACCUUCUCAAGCAAAUGCUGGUCUUCAACCCGGAGAAGCGCAUCUCGGUGCUUGACGCGCUGCAACAUCCGUAUUUGCAAGCCUUUUACGACCCCGCCGACAUUCACGCGUCGCCGCCCUUUGAUUUUGAGUUUGACAUUCCGGACGACAAGCUGACGAAAGACGCGCUUGUGGACCUGCUCUUGGAAGACGUGGCCGUGUUCCACCCUGAGGUCGCCCACUGGACAAGGCCGGCGCCACCCGUCGCCGAAGCGUGA
Saprolegnia parasitica CBS 223.65 is the source of this 1746-nucleotide messenger RNA. Its product is annotated as CMGC/MAPK protein kinase. Lineage: Eukaryota; Oomycota; Saprolegniomycetes; Saprolegniales; Saprolegniaceae. The transcript is spliced from 6 exons. Gene Ontology annotation, molecular function: MAP kinase activity; ATP binding. The coding region runs from base 1 to 1746 and encodes 581 amino acids. Gene Ontology annotation, cellular component: nucleus; cytoplasm. The record is from RefSeq and is a predicted model, not a curated record. Gene Ontology annotation, biological process: protein phosphorylation; intracellular signal transduction.